GACGUCCCUGGGCUGUAGCUUGUAGCUUGUAGCAGGAGCCGGCUACACGCGUGUGUGGAGCAGCGGCAACUCCUCUCUCCACGCAGCCACAUACACCCAGACCAUGGGCAAAAGGAAAACCCACAAGUUUGCCCGCCCGCAGUUCUCCCCCCUCGGGCCAGCGAAUAACACCCCAGAGGGGGACGAAGAGACGGAGGAUGGAGCUGGAGAUAUCUUCUCGCCAGCUGGGGAUUUACUUGAGAACUUACAGAGCGCGUCUUCUGAUGUUCGUGAAUUUGCAUGCGCAAGCAUUUCGAAACUUGUCCAGCAGAAAAAGGUGAUCCCUUCAUUUCUGCAGAAGGAUACCAUUCGCUGCUUGGGACCCAUGCUCCUCGAUCAGAGUGUCGCUGUCAGGGAGACGGCAGCUGGAGCCCUGAGAAAUCUUAGCGCCUGUGGAGGGUACGAUGUUUGUGACGAGAUGGUGAAGCAAGAUGUUUUGACCCCCCUUGCGGCACUGUUGCGAGAGUGUUGUACAGGAUUAGAUUCCACUGCCGUCAGUCCACGUAAAAAGCAAGUUUCUGAUAAAAACUACCUGGAGGGUGUAUCUAAUGAGGCGAUCCACCUUCUCUGGAACUUAUGUGAAAGCAGCAGCAGGGCCGUGUGUGUCUUCAAUAAAGAAGGUUUAUUGGAUAUCUGUAUUUUGUGCUUGAGGCGAUUUAUGGACAAUAUAGAAUUGGCCAUUUCUGCAGCUUAUUGUCUGCAGACUGUGGCUGAAGACAAUGCUGAGCUCCUGGCAGCCUUCACUCCGCAAGUCCUGCAGGUGUUGGAGGUGGUGCUUCUAUCUUCAGGAGAUACCCCAGACCAUCUGCUGCUGAGGACACUUGUAGCAGGUACCGUGUGGAAUGUGAAGAGUGUUGUCCCCUGCAGCAGUCAGGCAGAGACGAUCAACGCCGUGAUCAGGACCCUGGCAGAGACCCUGGACAGGAACGCCAGCCAGACGAUUGUAACUCUCAGUCAGACUGCGCGGGCAGCCCUCGAGACCGAGGCAGGGUCCGAGAUGGAGGAGGAAAUGACCGACACUCGUCAGAACGGUACUCCCAAUCCCGAGGAUGAUGCGCUGGGAAUAUCGCCACAGAGUAAAGUGGGAGAUGGCACGAGUGAAGACAUUUCGGACUUCCUACCUGUGCGGAGUGAGGAGUUGAGGCUCGCUACCGCCCUUCUUGCUGCACAACAGACCGCCCUGGAGAUCAUCGUGAACAUGUGUUGUUCUGAAGAGCCGUCAGAUGAUGAAUGGGAGGAGAUAUUGAGCAGCGAUGAUAGUGACGAGGGUGUGACUGAAGGGCCCGGCUCGCUUCUUUCUCCGCUCUGCCUGUCUGCAGAAGUCCUCUCCGCUCUUGUCAACAACCUCAUUCCAAAAAAGGUUUUGGAGAAGACGGUGUUUGCUGAGAGUGCCACGGUGGAUGCUUGUACGGAGAGUCCUCCUUGGCGACCCUUGUUGGCAAAGAUGACACGGGUACAGUGUCGAGCCCUGACCUGCCUGAAUAAUCUGCUCUCAACUUUGGACGUGGAAAGACUCGGUGGGCCUGCUGCCCUUCACACACUCUCCCAGCAUCUCACAAACCUCGUCUUCUCUCAGUCCGAGAUCCCACAGGACUCUGAGUUCUUGGAGGCCGUGACUGGUGCGCAGAGAUCAUUGAUGCAGAUAAUGUCGUCCAACAAUAUUCCUCAACAGGGUCUGAGCGCGGAGCAGCUGAUGCGGUUGUGUGAAGCGGGAGCCCAGUGUGAGAACGCCUGUGCCCGUGUCAACGUAGUGGCCAUGGUGGGAAUUAGUGGCCACGUCCUCGCCAAGGAGGAGAACACCGGCGCCACUCUCAAGGUGAUGGGUGACUUCUUGCUGCAAGUGAUGGCCAAGGAUUCGUCGCUGGUGGUGGUGGGCGAAGCCCUUGAUGCCCUCAUCGACAUCUUUGCCGAUGGACUUGAGGCCGACAGGGCAGCACGGCAAAUGAAGCUGCUCCACGCCCUGAAAUCAUUCCAACCCGUCUUCAAAUCGAGGAUCCAAAAGGAAGGAAAGGGUAACCUCACCAUAGAUCAACGACUGGUUCUGGACAACGUGAAGACCAAUCUCCGGCGGUUCAUCGCUUAUCGCGAAGGUUUAACGAGAAAAUAAAACAGAUAUCGACGGAGGCUGGUUCAAAGUUCAGCCAAAAUCAGUAUUGUCACCUGAGAUCCUGUUCAAUCAUUACGAAGGCGAACCUUUGUAACCAGUUUAUGAAAUCUAGAUUUAUGCAUUAAAUCUUUUUUAAUUAAA
Leucoraja erinaceus (little skate) is the source of this 2287-nucleotide messenger RNA. It is a transcript of the gene heatr3, whose product is annotated as HEAT repeat containing 3. NCBI's taxonomy places the organism in Eukaryota, Metazoa, Chordata, Chondrichthyes, Rajiformes, Rajidae. Gene Ontology annotation, biological process: ribosomal large subunit biogenesis; protein import into nucleus. Bases 104 to 2146 code for a protein of 680 amino acids. The transcript has 15 exons. The record is from RefSeq and is a predicted model, not a curated record.